AGCCCACGCCAACAGCAUCGCUUCGCAAAACCCAGUCCCCUCGAUCUCUCGCCUUGUUGUUGGUCCUGACGAAAAGAAGCCCUUUUCUCUUUCCUCCCCUCGCCACUCUCUCUCUCUCUCGCUCUCGCUCUCGCUCUCGCCAUGAAAUUUCGCGCCAAGCUCCGCCUCGCUGCGGGGAUCGCCGUCGCCGGCGGCCUGGCCUGGCAACUGAACCCUAACCUCGUCUCUGGCGACCGAUCUUUGUCCUCCGCCGUCGACGGCGUCGUCCGAUCCUCUCGCGCGAUCUAUACAAUAAGUUUUAUCGUGGUUGAUUACAAGUACUCGCUUCGGAGCUUGCCGCCUCAAUCCAACAGCUACAGGAGCAAGUUAUCCGAGGUUCAUCUCCGCUCAGCCAAAAAGCUACUCAAGUUGUGUGAAGCAAAUAAAGGAUUUUAUGUUAAAGCUGGUCAAUUUAUGUCAUCUUUGAGACAAGUUCCUAAGGAGUACACUUCAACUCUUUCAUGUUUGCAAGAUCAGGCAAUUCCUUGUAGUUUUAAAGAUAUUAAAGAAGUUAUCAGCAGCAAUUUGGGCAAAGACCUCACUGAAGUGUUUUUGUCAUUUGAUGAACAACCAAUUGCUGCUGCAUCAAUUGCUCAAGUACAUCAUGCAUUUUUAAAGGAUAACCAAGAAGUAGCAGUUAAGGUACAAUACCCUGAUUUAGAGCAGCGGAUGAGAAUAGAUGUUACAACUAUGGAUGUCCUCUCAAAAGCAGUUUCAUGGAUUUUUCCCGAUUACAGGUUUCAGCGUGUAGUUUCACAAUUUGAGAGAGCCAUGUCUAUGGAGCUUGAUUUUAUUCAGGAGGCGAAGAAUUCUGAGAGAGCUGCCAGAAACUUCAAAAGGAAUAAUGUUAUCAGAAUUCCCCAUGUAUUUUGGGUAUGAAGUUUUGGAAAAUAACACAAAACUACGAGCCAGGUUCUGACCAUGCAAUUUUGUAGUGGACCAAAGGUUGAUGACUUGGAUUUUCUCAAGGAGUCAGGUAUAAAUCCCAUGAAGGUAGCUAAGGCAUUAAUGGAAGCAUUUGCGGAAAUGAUUUUUGUGCAUGGUUUUCUGCAUGGAGAUCCCCAUCCUGGUAAUAUAUUGGUUUGUAAAGAAGGCAGUAGAGGAUUUUCUCUCGUUCUUUUAGAUCAUGGUCUGUAUAGAGAGUUAGAUGAAAGGUUCAGGUUGGACUACUGUCAGCUAUGGAAGGCCCUGAUCCUUUUGGAUUCGCAGAAGAUUCAGCAUCUAGGUGAACAAUUUGGAGUUGGCAAAUAUUCAAAAUACUUUCCUGUCAUUUUUACUGGAAGGACUAUAGACAGCAAAUCUACUCUUGGAACACAAAUGUCUAUUGAAGAGAAGAAACAUUUAAAACAGGAACUGCGGUCUUUGAGGAUGGAUGAUAUUUCCUCAUUCAUGGAAUCUUUGCCACCUGACUUCCUUUCCAUACUACGGACAGAGUAG
This is a messenger RNA of Asparagus officinalis (garden asparagus), 1476 nucleotides long. RefSeq lists its product as uncharacterized. The transcript is spliced from 13 exons. Lineage: Eukaryota; Viridiplantae; Streptophyta; Magnoliopsida; Asparagales; Asparagaceae. The record is from RefSeq and is a predicted model, not a curated record.